CUUCCCAUCUUUACCAGCUUCCCCGAGUGCGACAGUACUGGUUACUGUAUGUGGUUUCUGGUUGACUUGAUGAGCAAGAAGGAAAAGAAUUCUUCAUCUUUCUCGAAUGUUGGCGUCCGUAUUCACUAGGACGUGACAAAAAGGUAAAUAAACCUGAAGCUACAAAAGUUCUGGCAAUUCUAGCAUGUAACUAGGAAAUUGUGCAAGAGAACAAGAAAUCUUAUUGGCAUGAAAAAUAUGAGGUCUAAGUGGAAAUCUUUUGUUUCAGUACACUUUUUAAGUACACAUUGCAUCAGCUACGGUACAUGAUCAGUGAAAUUAAAUCACACCAAUAAAAUUCGAAUUUUAAUCUAACAAAAAAAUGUAGCUUCUUUUUCAGAUAAAUUUCUCGGUACAAAAUGCGUCAAGGCACUUUCUCAAUGCGAAUGAUGACUGUACAAUGUUGUGAGUCUUGAUAUAUGUAUAUACCAUCAUUAAGAUGUCCCAGUCCCAGUCCCAGUCCCUGUGGCAGUCUGGCAGUGCUAACUUACUGUUGCAAAGAAGGAAAAAGCAAUCGGUUUACACUGAGAAGAUCUAGAUUUAUUCAGUCACCAAGAUUGUGUUUCAAAUUCGUCAAAUUGUGAGAAGAAUGUGUUUUAGCUAGACACAAGAUCCAGUUCCAGUUUCAGCACAAGUGACCUUGUAGGGUUUCUCCACCAGUCAAAGAUAGCCUAAAAAGGAGUAUACAAAGUCAUCUGAUCAUCUUGAAUGGAGAAGCUUCUUAAUCCGUACGAUAAGGAAUAUAUGAAGACGGCCAUGUUGAAGCAUGAGGAAACAUUUAGAGAGCAGGUUUAUGAACUACACCGUCUAUAUCAAAUUCAAAAGCUGCUAAUGAAGAAGAUUGCAAGCAGCCAGAAACACGGCCAAGAUUCAGAUACACGGAAUCUCAAGAUUGUUAGUAUAUCAAAUCAGACAAAUGAUCAUCAUGCAGAUGUAGAGAAAAGGCCGCGACUGGGCCUUGAUUUGGAACUUCCCGUUGACGAUUACUUUCAGGGAAUCGAACGGAAUGGGACGGCAGGAAUUGAUGAUGAAAGUGAGCUGGAGCUGACAUUAGGCAUUGGCCCGUCGAGUAACUGUGGAAGGAGAAAAUCUUUGGAGAUGUCAAUCCCUUCAGAUUCUGCAGCGAGUUUUUCUUCUUCCUCCACAGGAUCCAGCAAUAUAAAGAGGACAAAUUCAGGUCUAAUUAAUCAUCAGAGGACAAAUGCAAUUCGAGAAGAAUUUAUUGGAAGGAAAUGGGGAUUAGAGCUGCCCGGUUCCAAUCCUAGUUUAUUAGGUUCAAGGAAGAAAAGUUCUGACAUUGAGGAGCAAUUGAGACAAGACAGACAUAGUAAUCCUCCUUGGCUUUUACAAGCUUUGAGUCUUAACACGAGUUGAAAAAUCAUCUAGAGUCGGUAUGAAAAUAUUUUAGACUGAUUCUUAUCGGCUGAUUAUGGUGAUAGUUUGAUAAAAUUUCAACUCAGUUUUAAAUCCUGCUUGUAGAUUUAAUUGUCCUUCCUCAUCUGGAAUAGUACGUCUGGUCUGUAUGUAGCAUGCUAAUACUCGGCAUCCUGUUCUUUUUCCAGUCAAGUCCACGCCUCAUUAACAUCGGCAGCCCAGCCGUAACUCACUGAGGUAUAAUUAAGCCUUGUUUGGUUUAACGGACAGGACGUCCUAAAGAAGUCCCCAAAAAUAUCUGUAUGGGAAUCUUAAGAGUCCACAACACACCACCGUCCCGUCCCACAUGCGAAACCAAUCCAUGACAUGAAUAGUCCAAUAGUUGCUGGGCGUGCCUAAAUUUCUGCUGGUACUUGAAAAGACAUUUGGUGUUUGAGGGUGUC
Messenger RNA from Coffea eugenioides, 1856 nucleotides. RefSeq lists its product as uncharacterized. The transcript has 3 exons. Lineage: Eukaryota; Viridiplantae; Streptophyta; Magnoliopsida; Gentianales; Rubiaceae. The record is from RefSeq and is a predicted model, not a curated record. The coding region runs from base 748 to 1413 and encodes 221 amino acids.